AUGCGCCUCACAGCUAUUCUUGCCACCGGAGCAAUCCCAGCUACGGCUGCAGCUCUGACCCCCCACGCUGUUAACUGCGAUUUUUGCAUCAAUGCUGAUGCCCUGAAUCCUGGUAUCUCCUGCCCUGAUCUUGAUGUCAGCAAGUCAUACUGUGUUAUAGGCACUGUCACGGAGGAACCAUCCUGCACCACUUCCACGACGACGACGAAAUCAACCAUAACCAGCGAGUCUACCACCACCACAGUGACCGACCCCAGCAACAGCCCCACCAUGCUCGGGGCUGCAAGCAAUUUUGAUGGAUUCUACCAGGUCUCAUCAGGCGAUCAGUGCGACACCAUUGCCGCGAAAUACGGUAUCUUCAAAGCCCAGUUCAAGAGCUGGAGCAGCCAAGUCGACGCCACAUUCUCCAACCUUUGGCUGGACUAA
Molecule: messenger RNA, 426 nt
Organism: Penicillium manginii
Lineage: Eukaryota; Fungi; Ascomycota; Eurotiomycetes; Eurotiales; Aspergillaceae
Product: LysM peptidoglycan-binding domain-containing protein
Exons: 3
Coding region: 1-426 (141 amino acids)
Source: RefSeq, a predicted model, not a curated record